Molecule: messenger RNA, 1340 nt
Organism: Salvelinus namaycush (lake trout)
Lineage: Eukaryota; Metazoa; Chordata; Actinopteri; Salmoniformes; Salmonidae
Product: junctophilin-1-like
Exons: 3
Coding region: 189-1340 (383 amino acids)
Cellular component (GO): plasma membrane; sarcoplasmic reticulum; junctional membrane complex
Source: RefSeq, a predicted model, not a curated record
GAGGGGGGAGACGAGCUAUCACACAGCGGCGGAUACCGCGUGCGACUCCGUUCUUGUGCAAAACAGAGUCAUCUCUGUUUUCUCCACCUCUCCGCUCCCUGCUGGAUCCCUUCUGGGGGGAUAAUAACACGACACCAUUGAGUCAGCCUACGGCCGUAGAGUUCUGCUCCAUUUCUCGGCUGUUCUGAAUGACGGGCGGACGGUUCGACUUCGAUGAUGGAGGAACAUACUGCGGAGGGUGGGAGGACGGCAAAGCCCACGGACAUGGCAUCUGUACCGGGCCAAAAGGCCAGGGCGAGUACGCCGGCUCCUGGUCGCACGGCUUUGAGAUAGUGGGGGUGUACACCUGGCCCAGCGGGAAUAUGUACCAUGGCUACUGGUCCCAGGGGAAGCGGCAUGGACUGGGAGUAGAAACCAAAGGGAAGUGGAUUUACCGCGGUGAGUGGAGUCACGGCUUCAAGGGUCGCUAUGGACUCCGACAGAGCCACAAUACACCUGCGAGGUACGACGGGACGUGGAGUAACGGGCUACAGGACGGGUAUGGGAUUGAGACCUACGGUGACGGUGGUACAUAUCAGGGCCAGUGGAUGGGCGGGAUGCGGCAUGGAUACGGCGUGCGCCAGAGUGUUCCGUACGGCAUGGCCACUGUAAUCCAGUCCCCGCUACGUACCUCCUUGUCAUCCCUGCGCUCCGAGCAGAGUAACGGCGCCGUGCUCCAGGACCUCUCGGGUGACACGCCCACCGGCGGCCGCGGCGGGUUCGUCCUCAACUUCCACUCGGACAGCGAGGUGGUCACCGGGAAGAAGAAGGGUCUGUUCCGCCACGGGUCGCUGUUUGGGAGCCUCCGUCGGCUCCACAAGUCCGAAUCGAAGUCGUCCAUCUCCAGCAAGAAGAGUUCGGCACGCAGCGACGCCGCUAUGAGCCGCAUCAGCUCCUCCGACGCAGACGCCAACUCCACCAUCUCCCUGGGCGACGGAGAACUGCCGGAAGAGGACCUGCUAUUGGAGGAUCACGUGGACGCCACCACCACCGAGACAUACAUGGGGGAGUGGAAGAACGACAAGCGCAACGGGUUCGGCGUCAGCGAACGUUCCACCGGGAUGAAGUACGAGGGGGAGUGGCUGAACAACAAGCGCCACGGUUACGGCUGCACCACCUUCCCCGAGGGGAACAAGGAAGAAGGGAAGUACAAGAAUAACGUGCUGGUGCGUGGAAUAAGGAAGCAGUUGAUCCCUCUAAAGAACCCCAAAACCAAAGAGAAAGUGGACCGGGCCGUGGAGGGGGCGCGGAGGGCAGGGGCCAUCUCCAGGACGAAGGUGGAAAUAGCAGCUUCAAGGUAG